AGGCGCGCUGGGGCUGCCCCGACCUCGCCGUCUGGGAGGGCGACCGGCUGCUCGCCGACACCGCGGGCCGUUUCCUGGACGACUUCGCGCGGCAGAACACGGCCGAGCUGCCGGGCAUCCGUGUCCAGGAGCACAUGGUCGUGGUCCACCACACGCCGGCCGAGCGGGCCCUGUACCUCGGCCAGGUGCACGACGCGCCAGACCUGGGUAGCCCCGAGGCGUUCAAGACCGAGGAGAGCGUGCGGUCGCUCGAGCGCUUGCUGAAGUUGUGCUCCCACUUCCAGGCGACAGGCGACAAGACAGGCAACGCCUUGGAGGAGUGCGACAGGAUCGAGGAGCAGAAGGAGCGCCGGGUCGUGCGGGCCAGGAACCAGCUGAAGCGGUGCCACCGCGUCAUCGUGCUGCUGCGCGCGCGACACGCCGAGUUGGCGGGGCGGGAGGCGGUGGAGCAGCGCACCAGCUGGAGGCCUCGGGCCCCUCCCGCGUGCUGCAGGGCGGAGCUGGACCAGACCCGGAGCCGCCUGUCCGCGGAGGCGGACGGGGGCGUCAAGGCCGUGAAGGC
Prorocentrum cordatum is the source of this 562-nucleotide messenger RNA. The record is from the annotation of a GenBank genome assembly. Lineage: Eukaryota; Dinophyceae; Prorocentrales; Prorocentraceae.